UUCUUCAUUUCUGUUCUUUUACUCCCUCUGCUUUCCAUCUUAGUUGCUUCUGCUGCUACGACGGCGACGGCGUCAAUUUCGACUUGGAUGAAAUCAGAACUGUCAUCUGAUGCUCAUGCCCUCCUGGCCUUCAAAUCCAUGGCUGAUUUGGAUAACAACCUUCCCUUCUUCCUCUCUAAGCGCAUCAUCAAUCACUGCCAAUGGCCUGGCGUUAAGUGCGCUCAAGGUAGAGUGGUCCGUCUCAUCCUUGAUGGUUUUGGUCUUACUGGUUCUUUUGCCCCCAACACCUUGACUCGUCUCGAUCAGCUCAGAGUGCUCAGCCUUGAGAAUAACUCCCUCUCCGGUCCCGUACCUGAUCUCUCCGACCUAGCCAGCCUCAUGACCCUCUACCUUGAUCAUAACUCCUUCUCUGGUUCCUUCCCUCCUUCCCUCCUCUCUCUCCACCGUCUCCGAACCCUCGAUCUCUCCUCCAAUAACUUCAUCGGUGCUCUUCCCCCUGGCUUGACUGCUCUCGACCGGCUCUACUUUCUCCGGCUUGAUGGCAACCAGUUCAACGGAUCUAUCCCUCCACUCAAUCAAUCUUCUCUUCAAAUCUUCAAUGUCUCUUCCAACAAUCUCACCGGUGCCGUCCCCGUCACCGUCACACUCUUGCGCUUCUACAGCUCCUUGUUUUCGGGUAACCCAGGGCUCUGCGGCGAGAUCGUGCGCAAGGAAUGCCAUCCGUUUCUGCCCUUUUUCCGGCCAACAAUGCGGGCACCGCCACCCACGGCUCUUGGGCAGAACGAAGAAGUGCAAGGGCUAGUUUUGCCACCGCCGUCCCGAGAGGAGCACAAGCGAGCGACUAUGAUCGUGGGGUUCUCUGUUGGGGUUUUAGUUCUGAUUGGGUCUUUGAUUUGUUUCUUGGUGGCGGUAAGGAAGCGAACUAAGCAGAAAGUGUCGACACCGAGGAUGGCAUUGGACGCCGCUGCUACGGCCGACGCAGCUGCGGUAAUCAGGUUAGAAAAAGAGAAUGAGUUGGAGACAAAGAUAAAGAAAAUGCAAGUAGAGAAGAGCGGGAGCUUAAUGUUCUGUGCAGGGGAGCCGCAUUCCUACUCUUUGGAGCAGCUGAUGACGGCUUCGGCGGAGAUGCUUGGGAGGGGAACUAUCGGAACAACUUACAAGGCCAUGCUCGAUAACCAUAUGAUUGUGUGCGUUAAGCGAUUGGACGCUGGGAAGACUGCGAUUACGAGCAGGGAAACGUUCGAGCGGCACAUGGAAUCGGUCGGUGGUCUCCGCCACCCCAACUUGGUCUCUCUCAGAGCAUAUUUCCAGACCAAGGAAGAGAGACUUCUCAUCUAUGAUUACCAGCCUAAUGGCAGCGUCUUCUCCCUCAUCCACGGUUCAAGAUCAACGAGAGCGAAACCGCUGCACUGGACUUCGUGUUUGAAGAUAGCGGAGGAUGUCGCGCAGGGGCUGGCGUACAUACACCAGGCGUCUAGGCUUGUCCAUGGCAACCUCAAAUCCUCCAACGUUCUCCUCGGUCCCGACUUCGAGGCCUGCCUUACCGAUUACUGCCUCGCCGUGCUUGCAGACACUCCAGUCAGUGACGACGAUAUCCUCAACUCUCCCGGAUACCAGGCUCCCGAGACCCGUAAAUCCACCCGCCGGGCCACCCCAAAAUCGGAUGUCUAUGCCUUUGGCGUUCUCUUGCUGGAACUUCUAACUGGGAAACCUCCGUCACAACACCCAUUCUUGAUGCCGACGGAGCUUCAUAUAUGGGUGAAAACGACGAGGGACGAUGACUGUGGGGAAGAGAACCGCCUGGCUAUGUUGACUGAGGUCGCUGCGAUGUGUAGUCAGACAUCGCCGGAGCAGAGGCCGACGAUGUGGCAAGUGUUGAAGAUGAUUCAGGAAAUAAAGGAGACUGUGAUGAUGGAGGACAACAACCAACUGGGCUUUCCUUGAUUAAUUUGAUUUCCUUUACUUAUUGUGUUACAAUUUA
Messenger RNA from Telopea speciosissima, 1981 nucleotides. Its product is annotated as probable inactive receptor kinase At5g67200. The transcript has 2 exons. Gene Ontology annotation, biological process: protein phosphorylation. The record is from RefSeq and is a predicted model, not a curated record. NCBI's taxonomy places the organism in Eukaryota, Viridiplantae, Streptophyta, Magnoliopsida, Proteales, Proteaceae. Gene Ontology annotation, molecular function: ATP binding; protein kinase activity; protein binding. Bases 88 to 1944 code for a protein of 618 amino acids.